Microcebus murinus (gray mouse lemur) is the source of this 1300-nucleotide messenger RNA. The record is from RefSeq and is a predicted model, not a curated record. NCBI's taxonomy places the organism in Eukaryota, Metazoa, Chordata, Mammalia, Primates, Cheirogaleidae.
AAAAAAGCCCAAGCUAAUCAACUAUUCAAAGCCAAACAUAAAUGUGUGUUAUUAGAUCAGACAACCUCCUCUAUAAAUGUUUUGGGCAAGUUGUCUGCCCAGUACAUGAACAGUAUGCAUUUCUUGUGUUCCAUAAAAAGAAUUUAGUCAAGGACGUACUGUCUUUCAGUUGUGGCAUUGCAAGGACACAGAUGCAGGGACAUUGUAACGUGAUAAAAGUGAGCAGACUUCAUAAUCUUAGAGCAAGUCUCCAAGGAACAGAUAAUUCAGUUCUAGGUGCCGACUCACAGUGCAUUCGCAAUGCCACCUGGAAGCCUCAAUGCCUCGUGGAAGUGGAAGCCGAAAUCUCCCGAAUGGCUGGGCCAGCCAGCGGGGCCCCUCAGAUGAGAACUGCACCCAGGACAGCACCAGCAGCUCAGCCACCAGCAGCAGCCCCACCAUCUGCAGUUGGCUCACCUGCUGCUGCACCCUGGCAGCCAGGGCUAAUGGCCCAGAUGGCAACCACUGCAGCAGUUGUGGCUGUGGCCUCUGCAGUCGGGCACACACUGGGUCAUGCCAUGACUGGGGGUUUCAGUGGAGGACGUAAUACUGAGCCGUCAAACCCUGACAUCACUUACCAGGAGCCUCAGGGAAGCCAGGUGGCACAGCAGCAGCAGGUUGGCCCUUGCUUCUAUGAGAUAAAGCAGGUUUUGAAAUGUGCCCAGAACCAGAGCGACCUAAAGCUCUGUGAGGGUUUCAGUGAAGUGCUGAAACAGUACAGACUUGCAAACAGAUUAUCCUAAUCAAGAAGUUGAAACUGAAGAAAUGAAAAACUGGCUCUCAAGAGCAAGUUAAUUUAGUAAUUGAUAGUGAAAGUAUAAAGUGUAAAAUCAUCAGUUAAACCUCUCUUCUGUCAUUUAAUAGCUUCCUUGCUUUAGAAUUGCAGUGGAAGAGGGAGUUCUUACUGUGUAGAAGAUCACUGAGAUGGUAAAGAAUUGGGGGCUGGGCAACUGUUGGUGUGGCCUCCUUAAACCAGUGGUUGUGAUGUUAUUUGUAAGGUAAUUAAAUAAAGUGAUUUCCUUCCAGAAAAAAAAAAAAAGAUUGCAGAUGUCCUACUGAGAUCUACAGUAAAGGGUGUGGGGCAGGGGCAUAAAUGGCAAAGAUAACAUUUGUGAGGCUGUGCUUAUGAGAAAUAAGAAGCUUUAAUAAGAUGUUUCAUUUUCCCUCUUAAGUCUCACCUGCAAUUUAUAGCAUUUCUAUUUCAAAUAUCACUGAUUUGUUUUAACUUUAAAGACAUUGCAGGCCGGGCGCGCUGGCUCAC